Lycium barbarum (goji berry) is the source of this 2058-nucleotide messenger RNA. Its product is annotated as protein JASON-like. The record is from RefSeq and is a predicted model, not a curated record. Lineage: Eukaryota; Viridiplantae; Streptophyta; Magnoliopsida; Solanales; Solanaceae. Gene Ontology annotation, biological process: male meiosis II. The transcript has 7 exons. The coding region runs from base 231 to 1730 and encodes 499 amino acids.
CUCACUCCUUAAAACUCUCCUCAUCUCUAAAUUUUAAUUAAAUCACACGCAAUGUAAAUUGAAAGCUAAGCUAAGAUUACGAGUUUUGGAAGAUAAAAUUCAAAUUCAAAAAAACAAAGUAUCAUUCUCAAUCAAUCAAGCAAUAAAUACAUAUGAUGAUUUUAAUGAUGAUUAAUGAAUUUGUUUUAUUAUUAUUAUUAAUAGCAGUAGUACUAUAUGAGAUAUGAGGUAUGGUUAAUCAAUCGAACAAUUCAGUAUUUGCAGCACUAAUGGCUUGUUUAUUUGGCUGUUUCAAAAUCAAGGAUGUUACGCUUCCUCAAUCGAAAUCGAAUUGCGUUUCGCAAUCUACUCCCACUAAGGAAACUUUGGUGUCUCGCAAUAGAAGUCCAUUAUCUUCACUUUUUACUGAAGAAAAUGAUGAGACCAACAAUUUGGACUGCAAAGAAGUGGAGAAUCAGAGUUCGGAUACACCUAUGCCACACUUGGACAAAAAUGAGCUUAGGAAUCAGGCCAAGUUUCUUAAAGCUUGUGGAACCUUACCUGAGACCCCUGCUGAAAUUCGGAACUUCUCAAUGAAAUGCAAAGAUCAGCCAGCUCCAAUGGUAGAAGUUGAGCCUUUAAAAUUCAAUUCAUGGCCCUCUGAUUCAACAUAUCAGAAGCUAAACUCGAAUUCACUACCUGAUGAGCCCAAACCUGUCAAGAUUGAAAGUGUAAAGAAUCAGUCUGGUUCAUUGGUGCAUACGCCUAGCAGUUGUUUAACGGAUGGACAAAGUGGUCAAAGUUUCUCUAAGAGCUCCAUUAAUGGCAGUGGGAAUUCCAAUACUCCGAUAUUCAUCGACGUUAAAGCUAAUCUGGCUCGUAAUGAUAACAAGGUUUCUGCAGCUUCACCAAUCACUGCUCCAACUGCCCAGUACAGAUACAGAUCUGUUCAUUUUGAAAGCGAGUCAGAUCUGUCCUCAAUGUCAUCAAAAUGUAUUUCAUCUGAAACCAGACAAAGUUCUGAACAGUCUGAAUCAUCAGGUGACUACAAUGCACCAAAGUUUUCACCCUACCCAACCCCAUUAAAGCUAACUGAUGAGAUGCAAACACCUGGAACCGUUUUUCCAGCAUAUUUGGACCACAUGGGAAUAGCUAAAACUGCACGGAUCAGGUCUCAGUAUGUGUAUCCUGUUUUAAACCCCGUGGAUAAUGCCUCACAGUUGAAGGAAUUAUCAGAUGAAGAUUCUUACUCCACUCAAGAUUCCAAUUCCAGAUUCUUGUCCAGUCACACUACAGAUUCUAAUCAAAGGCCUGAAGAGGCAAACCGUAAUUCAGAACUGGGAAUGUCUGAAUUCAGAGAAAGUGCAGCUGAUAAAGAGUCAAAACCACCUUCAAUAAAUCAAGUGCAGAGUAAGCAGCAUUUUGGUUCCGUUUACGGUGAAAAUGUUCAUUAUGGUAAAACUCCUGCAGAUAGACCCAUAAUCGGAUUGGUUGCUGCUCAUUGGAAUGAUGAUGAAACUUCUCGUAUAUCUCCAAAAUGGUGGGACGGAAAUGGGAUUCCAAAUUCCACUAACAAGUACAAAGAGGAUCAAAAAGUUAGUUGGCACGCAACACCAUUUGAGGAGAGACUGGAGAAGGCAUUAUCUGAAGAAACAAAUACUUCACAGCGGUCGCAACACAGUGGGACGCCACCAAUUGCUUUUAAUGAAACUGAGGAAUCAAAUACUGCUACAUCCCAAGUGCGCUGCUAGUCAUCACCUCUGAUUGAAAAUUCUCAUUCAGUCUCAUUUCUUUUCCAUCAAUUAGAGAUAAAUUCAUGGUUUAUUUCUAGACUUUUGCCUCCUUUGAGCUGAGAUAUGCUGCUACUGCUGAGACUCAAUCGCUUUUACGCAGACAUUUACAUGCGUUUGCUUCAUUUCUGAUGAAGGUUUGAUACAACCCUUUGAAUGAAUUGCGAGUUUACUGUCAUUCUAUAUGAUGUAUUUAUGGUUGGUCAUAUUAAAUUGAUGUGUUUGGACACAUGAACUGUCCUAAAAAAGGAACUGACUGAAGUUGGAGUUUGGAUAUUGGUUCUAAAUA